Mesorhabditis spiculigera is the source of this 304-nucleotide messenger RNA. NCBI's taxonomy places the organism in Eukaryota, Metazoa, Nematoda, Chromadorea, Rhabditida, Rhabditidae. The record is from the annotation of a GenBank genome assembly.
AUUAACCGGAGGAGCCGAAAACGAUGUCCUACCUCCAGGUUUUGUGUUUGAUAAGAUCCGAGAGGAGAACCUGGAUAUUAUUUUUGGGCAAUUGGAGCUUUAUUUGAAGCUACUAGGAAUUGAUAUUAGCGACGCGCUGUUUGCAAAAAUCUCUUAUGACAUUUAUCAGGAAAUUUCAAAUUUUGCCAAUUUGGGGCGCCAUGAGAUGUACAAAGAGACUAUGAUCCGGUGGGCCCGAAGUCGCAUCAGUCGCUUAACGUUGACGGGCACAAGCUUUAGUCGUAUUCUCCAACCUGACAAUCGG